Dioscorea cayenensis subsp. rotundata (Guinea yam) is the source of this 1230-nucleotide messenger RNA. RefSeq lists its product as uncharacterized. The transcript has a single exon. Bases 366 to 1133 code for a protein of 255 amino acids. The record is from RefSeq and is a predicted model, not a curated record. Lineage: Eukaryota; Viridiplantae; Streptophyta; Magnoliopsida; Dioscoreales; Dioscoreaceae.
UCAGACAAGCCUUAAAACGUCAGCUAACCCAACCCCAAUCCGAAGACCCAAAUACCGCGUGCCGUUCGCUCAGGUCUCUUACCCCCAGUUUUCCCUUUAAAAUACCUUUGCAAACUUAUCCGACCACACCAACGUGGCACCAUCUCAUUCGUCCCAUCCCUCAAAACCACUGAAUCAAACACCGCCACGUUUCAAUGUAAACGAUAACUAUCCUCAUCCUGCGGAGAAGCAGACCGCCAGAGAGGAAACGAGAAAGAAAAAACACCAGAGCCUCCUGUUUUCAAUGCAAGCCCCCCGAUUUCCAGUCUCGGCCCUCUCUUGCUAUUUAUCCCCAAUUUCCUUUCGUCCUCUCUCAAACCCUAGAGAUGUGCCGAUCGACGACCGAAAUCGGGGAGCAUGCCGCGCUUUCUCGCCUCAAGAUUCGUGCUUUCUUUCUCCGCCUCCUCGUUGGCGACAAGCCCUCUGCCGACGCUGUUCUGACGUUGCCGGAGUCGCUCACCCUCAUUUACCUCCCGAGGAUCGAUGGGAACAAGCUCAAGAUAAACGGCACUAAGGUUCGAGCUGAGAAGCCGGUUUUCCUGGCGCUCCAUCGCGCCCAGUCUGUGGAGCGGGACCGGAUGGAGGCUGUCUUUGUUUGUACCGAUCGCGUGUUGGCCGCCGAUGGUGCUUGCUUCGAGGCCUUUUUUGGUGAUGAGAAGCUGUUGAAGGGGGUUUUCCGGCGGUGUAAAGGUGAGUGGGAGGUGGAGUGUAGGGGUGGGGAUGAGGGGGAGAUUGCCUGGGUGGCGGCGGUGGAGAUUUGCGUCGCCGGAGAGAAUGGGUCGUUGAUGGUGGGGAGAGUGGAGAUGGGCGCGAAGCGGGGGAGGAGGAGAGGGUUCUGUUUGAAAUUAGAGGAAAUCCCGGAGGAAUCGGAUGGCUGUGAUUGCUGCUGCUGCGGCGGCGGGGACGAUGAUGAGGGGCGGGAGAUGGUGAGAUCUGACGGUGAGGAUUUGAAAGAGAUGGGCCGUGAGGAUUGUGAGAUGGAGAUGGAGGGGGUGAGAUGGGCGGUGGAUGUCGGGAUUUGGGUCAUGUGUUUGGGGGUGGGGUUUUUGGUUUCCCGGGCUUCCUUCGGUUUCCCCAAAAAACGGCUUUUCUAAAUUUUUUUUUUUUUCAUUUUAUUUUAUUUUUCUUUAGUAAUUAAUUGUGCACCUCUCUCUCAAGAUGUUGAUAUCAAAUAAAUUCUUUUGCGCAAAA